UAAAACUGUUGUCAGCGCCAAUGUCGAAGACUGGCAGAAUUAUAUAUUUUGCAGAUUUACCUACCGUUAAAAAUAUACCAAAGUUCAUACUUGGAAAAAUCAAUGGUACGAAAACCGGUUAGGAGAAAGGUUGUUAAAUCCGAUUCACAAAUGUUUUGCGUCUUUGACAUGAUUCCAUUACAUAAGCUUAUUCGCGCGUGAUAUAAAUGUCUUGCUGAAGGAAACCUGCCUCUCGCUCACGCAGUUGUAUUCUUUGAAGUUUUUGGAAAUAGUAGGUACCUCUAUUCUGGAUACAAUUUCGUUUCAAAAGUACCAAAUACUUUUCCCUCAUCAAGGUAUGAUGUGCUCAAAACACACUUCUAGUAAGUCUCGAUUACUUCUAUUUGCAGAUUUGUUCCAUAAUGUGUUUCGCUGGGCUUCCAGUCAGGUGGUUUUCAAUAGUACCAAUAUACCAGACAUAAAAGUUCCAAGGUCUUUAAAUGCUGUUGCCGAGAAAACUCCACAACCAAAUAUUUUGGGCCAUCAUGUUAUUACAGAGGAAUGUUUGACUUCAUUAGUGGAAGAUAAACAAUAUUACGAAACCCCCAUUCUUCAUUUACUCUCACGAAGAAACAACGUGAUUGCAACACUAACUGACUGUAAUGGACGAGUUCUGAAUGGCACUAGUUGUGGUGCUGAAGGUUUCCGGAACGCUCGUAAAAUGUCUACUGUUGCUUUUCAAACUGUGGGUAUCUCCAUAGGACUGAAGGCGAAAAAACUUGGGAUUGGGGCUGUGCGUGUUGUAUUUAAUGGGCUAGGGUCAUGUAGGUUGCCUGUUCUCUCAGGUUUGAAUAUCUCGGGACUAAAGAUGAUCUCUUUGACGGAUGAUACAAAAGUUCAUUAUGGCCAUGGGAGAAGACCUAGAAAACAACGUAGGAUUUAAAAGGAACUUUCGCAUCCCUCCUGAUGUAAUCAUAGUAGUGGGAGUGUACAUAAUAUAAACCCUAAAUUUCGGCCUAUUUAUUUGUGAGUCUUCUGUGUGUAGUUGCACAUUACUUUUCAAGUUUGCGUUAAUGAAACGUUCAGAGAUUCUAUUUACUGAUCGGAAUGUUAGACAAACUGUCACAUUUGAUGUAAAAAUGCAUCGCUCCUAAUGAAGAUGUGUAUCUUAUCGGAAAUCCCAGAAAUUUCAAGAAACUCAAGGCAAUUAAAAAAGACGCUUAAUUCGUUCUCUGUCCUAAGUUCUUCCCAAUAAAAGUUAACAUGAACUACCAA
Messenger RNA from Schistosoma bovis, 1254 nucleotides. Lineage: Eukaryota; Metazoa; Platyhelminthes; Trematoda; Strigeidida; Schistosomatidae. The record is from the annotation of a GenBank genome assembly.